GGGCGGCGGCUCAGUGCAAGGAGGAGGCGGCGGAGGAGGGUGGGCGCGAUUUUUUUUUUUUUCCCCUCCUCCUUUUCCCCCUCCCUCCACGCGAGUUUUCCGCCAUGAACCCCAACUGUGCUCGCUGCGGGAAGAUCGUGUAUCCCACGGAGAAGGUGAACUGCCUGGAUAAGUUCUGGCACAAAGCAUGUUUCCACUGCGAGACCUGCAAGAUGACCCUGAACAUGAAGAACUACAAGGGCUACGAGAAGAAGCCGUACUGCAACGCACACUACCCGAAGCAAUCCUUCACCAUGGUGGCAGACACGCCCGAGAACCUGCGCCUAAAGCAGCAGAGUGAGCUCCAGAGCCAGAUCCGCUACAAGGAGGAGUUCGAGAAGAACAAGGGCAAGGGCUUCAGCGUGGUGGCCGACACCCCGGAGCUGCAGAGGAUCAAGAAGACUCAGGAUCAGAUCAGCAACAUCAAGUACCACGAGGAGUUCGAGAGGAGCCGGAUGGGCCCCAGCCCCAGCGAGGGCUCGGAGCCGGAGCGCCGGAAUUCCCAGGAGAGCGGCGGCUACCGGAGAGCAGAGCAGCAGCAGCAGCAGCACCACGGCCAGCCCGGAGCCACGGUUUACCAGCAGCAGCAGCCGCCUCCAUCCCAGUCCUACGGCUACAAGGAGCCAGCCCCGGCCUCCUCACAGCGCAACGCCCCGGCCGGAGGGGGGAAGCGUUUCCGUGCCGUCUAUGACUACAACGCGGCAGACGAGGACGAGGUGUCCUUCCAGGACGGGGACACCAUCAUCAACGUGCAGCAGAUCGACGACGGCUGGAUGUACGGCACGGUGGAGCGCACGGGGGACACGGGCAUGCUCCCUGCCAACUACGUGGAGGCCAUCUGAGCCCGGGGACGCCGCCCUGCCCCGUGUCCCCUCCCCGUGUGCGCGUCUCUUGUCCCCUCCCCGCCCUCGGAGCCGUGUCCCCGUGUCCCCUCUGGGCGCGGUGUCUCUCGCCACUUCUGCCCCGUGGGGGCUGUGGGGCACUGUGGGGUGGGGAUCAAAGCCCCAGGGGCUCCUGCUCCUGUCCCUGCUGUCCCUCCUGUCCUGCCCUCCUCUGGAGCCCCCGGGGUGUCAGGAAAGGGAGGGAGAGGCCAAGUCAGGACCAAAUUCCUGCUGGGGGGUGGGAGAGGCGAGGGGGGCUCGGCCAGGGGUGCCCCGGGCUCGGGGUGGGCUCCCCCUGCUCAGCUCCUGCUGCCCUGGGCUGCUGCCCUCGAUCCUUGCUCCCUGCAGUGCCCAGAGCAGGGAAGUUUUCAGCUCAAACCUCCAGCAAAACCUCUCUGCUCGGGGUUCCGAGCUCUGGGCAGCCCUGCAGGAGGCUCUGGCUGCUCCUGCCCAGGGCUGGGAUGGGAUGAGCCCCCUGGAGCUGGGGUGAGCCCCCCAAAUUGGGAUGAGUCCCCCUGGAGCUGGGAUGAGCCCCCGAGAUUGGGAUAAACUCUCCAGACUGGGAUGAACCCCCUGGUGCAGGGAUGAAUCCUCCUGGACUGGAGUGAGCCCCCCAGACUGGGAUGAAUCCCCCCAGACUGGGAUGAAUCCCCCCAGACUGGGAUGAGCCCCCCAAAUUGGGAUGAAUCCCCCCGGACAGGGAUGAGCCCCCCAGACUGGGAUGAGCCCCCCAGACUGGGGUGAGUCCCCCAGACUGGGAUGAGUCCCCUGGAGCUCCUGCUCGCUCUGGGGGUCCCCUGGGGGAGCCUUUCCCCCCACCCAGAAUUUUCCUGCCUUUCUCCUGCUGCUGAGUGCUGCCACCCCUCUGGGCCCAUCCCGGGGCACUGUCCCCUGGGUGCUGUGACACCCCGGGCCACCCCACACCUCUCAUUCCCAGCGCUGGUGGCAGCUUUUUGGGACCACUUUGGGAUCGAGUCACGGACCAAACCACGUCCCUGUCCCCUUCUCCUCUGGGCUCAGGAGGUCCUGGGGAGGAUCAGGGUCAGGUAAAACUGGAAAUGAGCAGGGAGGGAGGAGUGGGAACCUCUGGGACAGCGGGAUGUCCCCGUGCCAGGACCUGGGGACAGCAGGAGCGUCCCCGUGGGGCCGGGAGGCUCCCAGGGGGCAGCGCCGCCUUUGUUAUUCCACAGGAAAAUCGGGAAUGCGGGACCAAAGCGGCCGAGUGAGACAUUCCUUGUGCUGCUGGGGACACCUCCCUCCCCCGGGGGCUGGGAUUUGGGGCAGAAACCCUCCGGGAAAAGGGAAUUCCGGCUGCAGAGGGAUGGGGACAGGGAUCUGGGGUGACACCGGGGCAGGAGCAGCCAGGACGGGCUGCCCGGGGUGGGAAUCCCGGCUGGUGCUAAAACAGGGAGCACAAGGGCAGGGGGAGCCUCCUCUCCCUGCUGAAUCCUCUUCUUAAUCACGUUCUGGUCUGGGAAUUGCGGGGGGGAGCAUCAAUGUGAAUAAACCCUUUUUUAAUGGACCAAAUAACACAGGAAAUUCCCUUUUGGGAUACAGAUCUUUUUUUAAUCCUCCCUCGAAACUGUUGUCCCUAAAUUCUCCUCUCCCAUGCCCCUUUUCACCCUCACCAAGGGAAACAAACCUCUUACUGCUUGAUUUCUGCCUUUUCUCUCAACUUUAUGCACUUUUUUGCCUUUUUUUUUCAUAGCUGAAAAGCACCUAAACCUGUAUUUAAAAUAAAUAAAUAAAUAAAAGAGUAAAAAAAAAAAAAAAAAGAAAUUACAAGGAAGAAGAACCAUUAAAAAGCUGAAUAAUUGCUUCUCAUCACGUGUAAAAUAGACCUCAUCCAUCCCAGCUUCCCUGGUCGUGUCUCAGUGCUGAGCUUAGAACGUGUUUUCCUCGGGAUCCGUCGCUUAAUUGGGGUUUUGUCCUUGUGUCCUCCUUCCUGGGUUGAGCACCCACCACUAAAAAAAAAAUAAAUUCGAAGUUAUUUGGCCUUUUUAUCUAAAAAAAGAAAACCCACGGAAUGGAACAACCCGACCAAUUCUCUUGCCGGUUUUACUCGGAUUGAAAAUAAAAGUUUAAUUUUUACCUGCU
Messenger RNA from Passer montanus (Eurasian tree sparrow), 3017 nucleotides. RefSeq names its product LIM and SH3 protein 1 (gene LASP1). NCBI's taxonomy places the organism in Eukaryota, Metazoa, Chordata, Aves, Passeriformes, Passeridae. The transcript is spliced from 7 exons. The record is from RefSeq and is a predicted model, not a curated record. The coding region runs from base 105 to 881 and encodes 258 amino acids. Gene Ontology annotation, cellular component: focal adhesion. Gene Ontology annotation, molecular function: actin filament binding.